Molecule: messenger RNA, 3562 nt
Organism: Dendrobium catenatum
Lineage: Eukaryota; Viridiplantae; Streptophyta; Magnoliopsida; Asparagales; Orchidaceae
Product: probable cellulose synthase A catalytic subunit 8 [UDP-forming]
Biological process (GO): cellulose biosynthetic process; plant-type primary cell wall biogenesis
Cellular component (GO): plasma membrane; trans-Golgi network
Molecular function (GO): cellulose synthase (UDP-forming) activity
Source: RefSeq, a predicted model, not a curated record
CAGACAGCCGAUCGUCGGUGAGAUAGGUUUAGGAGUUCACGUUAGUCUCUCCUUCUCCCUCUCCUCUCCUCUUCAGUUGGGCAACUUGAAGUGAGAGCUGAGGUAGGUCUUUUUGGUUAAGCGGAGUAAUCGGAUCAAGCAUUUGAUCGAGCACUUCGGCUGCGGGCUGCUUACUCCGAUCUCGUCUUCUCAGGUCUUCUGAAGGUUGGAGAGCUUCUGUCUAUUCUGCUAAAUUGAAUGCGGUUUCACUAGAAGCUAUGCGUCAGUGAAUCACACACUGCAAGAUCUGUCAAGAAACUCCCAGAUCUGAUGGCGGCUGAGGGGGAAACGAGGAUGCAUGGUAAGCAUGAGAACGGGCAAGUAUGCCAAAUCUGCGGGGAUGGUGUUGGCAACACGGUGGAGGGAGAUGUCUUUGUGGCUUGUGACAUCUGCGGAUUCCCGGUCUGCAGGCCGUGCUAUGACUAUGAGAGGAAGCACGGGAACCAAUGCUGUCCUCAAUGCAAGACCAAGUAUAAAAGGCAUAAAGGGAGCCCGCCAAUCCACGGUGAGGAAGGGGAUGAAGUAGAUGCGGAUGAUUCGAGCGAUUUUGAUUAUCCGUCAGGCAAUCAGGAUCAGAAGCAGAAGCCUGCCGACAAAAUGAUUGGCUGGCAUAUGAACUAUGAAAAAGGAGGAAAUCAUGGAUUUCCAAAGUAUGACAGUGGGGAGAUCCCACGGAACAACAUCCCUUUGCUCACUCAUAGUCGAAGCCAAGAGCUAUCUGGGGAACUGCCAGGGGCAUCCCCAGAUCAUAUGAUGUCUCCAGGUGAUGUUGGCAAGCGUGUGCAUCAACUCCCUUAUGUGAACCAUUCACCUAACCCCUCAAGGGAAUUCUCUGGUGGAUUUGGAAAUGUGGCAUGGAAAGAGAGAGUUGAUGGAUGGAAAAUGAAGCAAGAUAAAAAUGUACCUCCAAUGGCCACAAAUGUCACUAGCCAUGCUCCGUCUGAGGGGAGGGCUGUUACUGAUAUUGAUGCUGCAACUGAUUACAACAUGGAAGAUGCUUUAUUUAAUGAUGAAACUCGGCAGCCUCUUUCAAGGAAAGUUUCUAUCCCAUCAUCAAGGAUAAACCCAUACAGGAUGGUCAUUGCAUUGCGACUAGUUAUCCUUUGUAUUUUCUUGCACUACCGUAUCACAAAUCCUGUGCGUAAUGCAUAUCCUUUGUGGUUACUGUCUGUGAUAUGAGAUCUGGUUCGCAAUGUCGUGGAUACUGGAUCAGUUCCCCAAGUGGUUUCCUGUAAACCGGAAACAUAUCUUGAUAGACUAGCUAUAAGGUAUGACAGAGAAGGUGAACCAUCUCAGUUGGCUGCUGUGGACAUAUUUGUCAGUACUGUGGACCCUUCGAAGGAACCGCCUUUAGUCACUGCCAAUACUGUUUUGUCCAUUCUUGCGGUGGAUUAUCCUGUUGAUAAGGUAUCCUGUUAUGUCUCUGAUGAUGGAGCUGCUAUGUUGACCUUUGAAGCCCUCUCUGAAACUUCAGAAUUUGCAAGAAAAUGGGUCCCAUUUUGUAAGAAAUACAAUAUUGAACCCCGAGCUCCAGAAUGGUACUUUGCCCAGAAGAUUGACUACCUAAAAGAUAAGGUUCAGCCUUCAUUUGUCAAAGAUCGUCGAGCAAUGAAGAGAGAAUAUGAAGAGUUUAAAGUUCGUGUUAAUGGUCUUGUGGCAAAAGCACAGAAGAUUCCUGAAGAAGGAUGGAUCAUGCAAGAUGGCACACCUUGGCCAGGAAACAACACAAGAGAUCAUCCUGGAAUGAUUCAGGUUUUCUUAGGCCACAGUGGAGGCCUUGACAGUGAAGGCAAUGAGCUGCCACGAUUGGUCUAUGUUUCUCGUGAAAAGCGUCCUGGUUUCCAACAUCACAAGAAGGCUGGUGCUAUGAAUGCACUGGUACGUGUAUCAGCUGUCCUUACCAAUGGGUCUUAUCUGUUAAAUCUUGACUGUGAUCACUACAUAAACAAUAGCAAGGCGUUGAGAGAAGCUAUGUGUUUUCUCAUGGAUCCUAAUCUUGGAAGGUCUGUUUGUUAUGUACAAUUUCCACAAAGAUUUGAUGGCAUUGAUAGGAAUGAUCGUUACGCCAAUCGCAAUACUGUGUUUUUUGAUAUUAAUUUAAGAGGUCUUGAUGGUAUUCAAGGUCCGGUUUAUGUGGGCACUGGUUGUGUCUUCAAUAGAACUGCGUUGUAUGGUUAUGAACCUCCAGUCAAAAACAAGUCUAGAAACAGUGGCUUUUUCUCUUUAUGCUGUGGUGGCUCUCGCAAGAAGAAUUCCAAGUCUAAGAAGAAGAGUUCUGACAAUAAGAAACAAAGCAAGCACGUUGAUAAUACUGUACCUAUAUUCAACCUGGAAGAUAUAGAAGAAGGUGUUGAAGGUGCUGGAUUUGAUGACGAGAAAUCACUUCUAAUGUCACAAAUGAGCUUGGAGAAAAGAUUUGGCCAGUCUUCUGUCUUUGUCGCUUCUACUCUUAUGGAGCAUGGCGGUGUUCCUCAAUCCGCAACACCUGAGUCUCUUUUAAAAGAAGCUAUUCAUGUCAUCAGCUGUGGCUACGAGGAUAAAACUGACUGGGGAAGUGAGAUUGGCUGGAUUUAUGGUUCUGUCACAGAAGAUAUUCUAACGGGAUUCAAAAUGCAUGCUCGCGGAUGGCGCUCGAUUUAUUGCAUGCCUGAGCUUCCUGCUUUCAAGGGAUCUGCGCCUAUUAACCUUUCAGACCGUCUGAAUCAAGUUCUGCGAUGGGCCCUCGGAUCCGUUGAGAUUCUCUUUAGCCGGCACUGUCCCAUAUGGUAUGGAUAUGGUGGACGGCUCAAAUUUCUUGAGAGAUUUGCAUACAUUAAUACAACCAUUUACCCACUCACCUCAAUACCACUUCUUUUGUACUGUACAUUGCCUGCUGUCUGUCUACUCACUGGAAAAUUCAUCAUCCCUCAGAUCAGCAACUUUGCAAGUCUUUGGUUCAUCUCCCUCUUCAUCUCAAUCUUCGCCACCGGCAUCUUGGAGAUGAGAUGGAGCGGUGUCGGCAUCGAUGAAUGGUGGAGGAAUGAACAGUUUUGGGUCAUCGGAGGCGUCUCCGCCCAUCUUUUCGCCGUAUUCCAAGGCCUUCUAAAAGUUCUCGCCGGUAUCGACACAAACUUCACCGUCACUUCCAAGGCUUCAGAUGAGGAAGGAGAUUUCACAGAACUCUACAUGUUCAAAUGGACCACACUUCUGAUACCACCCACAACUCUCUUGAUCAUAAACCUCGUCGGCGUCGUUGCCGGAAUAUCAUAUGCCAUUAACAGUGGUUAUCAGUCAUGGGGACCUCUCUUUGGCAAGCUUUUUUUUGCCUUCUGGGUCAUUGUUCAUCUCUACCCAUUCCUCAAGGGUCUAAUGGGCCGGCAGAAUCGAACCCCGACCAUCGUCGUGGUCUGGUCUAUUCUUCUUGCCUCUAUAUUCAGCUUGUUGUGGGUUCGAAUUGACCCUUUCACCACCAGAGUUACAGGUCCAGAUGUGCAGCAGUGUGGAAUCAAUUGCUAGAGAGUAAAUCACCUUCAAAGAAAGGUAA